GGCAAGCAUGUGCACACACCAAUGUGUGUGAGGGAUCCCUCCCCUCCAGCCCCCAACCAGCCGGUGCCUGCAACAUGAGGUCAGCGAGCUAGCGGGAAAGAGCAGAGAGAGCAAGGAGGAGAGGAAGAGGCAGCCACCGAGGAGAGGAGCAGGAAAGGGAAUGCACUGACAGAAGAGAAGAGGAAAAGGAAUAUGCCGAGCAGAGGAAAGGUUGACCAUCAAUGGCAGCCAUGCUGAGUCCUAAGAUCAGGCAGACCAGGAGAGCCAGGUCAAAGAGCAUGGUGAUGGGUGAGGCAUCCCGUGGCUCAUGUCGGCCCACCUCACCGGGCCUCCAAGAGGGGGCAGUAAAGGCUGGCUGGCUGAAGAAGCAGAGGAGCAUCAUGAAGAAUUGGCAGCUGCGCUGGUUUGUGCUACGGGCUGACCAUCUAUACUUCUACAAGGACGAGGAGGAGACCAAACCACAGGGCUGCAUCCCACUGAGGGGCAGCCAAGUGAAUGAGUUGACAGCCAACCCAGAAGAGCCUGGUCGACACCUUUUUGAGAUUGUGCCAGCUGGUGAGAAAGACAAAGCUGGAAUAAGUCAUGAGUCUUUUCUGCUCAUGGCCAACUCCCAAAGUGACAUAGACGACUGGGUGAAGGCCAUCAGACGGGUCAUAUGGGCUCCGUUCGGAGGAGGCAUAUUUGGGCAGCAUUUAGAUGACACCAUCCAGUUUGAAAGGAAGUUUGGUCCUCGCCUCGCCCCUCUCUUGGUUGAGCAGUGUGUGGAUUUCAUCAGGGAACAGGGACUUGAUGAAGAAGGCCUGUUCCGGAUGCCAGGGCAAGCCAACCUCGUGAAGGACCUUCAGGAAGCCUUUGACUGCGGAGAUAAGCCUCAGUUUGACAGUAACACUGAUGUCCACACUGUGGCUUCCCUGCUGAAGCUGUACCUCAGAGAGCUGCCUGAGCCUGUCAUCCCCUUCUGCAAGUAUGAUGACUUCCUCACUUGUGCUCAGCUCCUGGCCAAAGAUGAGGAGGAGGGAAUACAAGAAUUAGGCAAGCUAGUGAAGACCCUUCCAGCUGCUAAUUUCAACCUUCUGAAAUAUAUAUGCAAAUUUCUGGAUGAGGUGCAGUCUCACUCAAAUGAGAACAAAAUGGGCGUGCAGAACUUGGCCACUGUGUUUGGACCAAAUAUCCUUCGUCCUAAAAUGGAGGACCCAGUAGCUAUUAUGGAAGGGACUUCCCUUGUUCAGCAUCUCAUGACUUUGCUUAUAAGCAAGCAUGAUCGCCUGUAUAUUGAAACAGACUCAGAAACAUCUCAGACUGAGAUGGAGGUAAGGGUCCAAGGCCAGCAACAUCAGCAGUCCAGCCUGGUUGACUGGAUCUCUGAGGAGGACCUCCAUACUUGCUCACCCACAAGGAAGAAUGCUUGUCCCAAUGACAACCCUACCAGUAGUAAUGCCUCAUCUCUGGAUGCCUCCCAGGUACCUUACACCUCUAAGUCAGUGCCUCAGGGAAAGGGAGAGACAGCUGUCAGCCCUAGUAAGCAGGCCAAGACGCUGCCUGGGUGGAAGUACUCUUUCAAAGGCUCCUCUCCUCGCCCACAGUCUGCCAAAGUCGGUGGCUCCACAGCAGAUAUAUCCACUGCCUCCAGUGGGAAUUGGCUUAUGAAUGGGCUGUCCUCACUGCGGGGACAACGACGCACCUCCUCUGGAGAACGCUCUAGGGAAUCGGGGUCAUCUCAGAGACUGUCUACAUAUGACAAUGUCACAUCUUCGUCAAGUCUGGGCAGUGUGCUGAGUGCAGACAGCACACCAUGGUCCACCUCAUCUUGUGAUAUCUCUGUCCCAGACUCAGGAAGUGACCCAUUAGGGACAGACUCCAAGACUGAGGACAGGUCACAGCCAGAGGCAAAUACUCAGGAAACAGCACUGACUGAGGGGGAAGUGAAGCCCAAUGAACAAGAGGACAGUAGCAUUUCUGUGGAGAACUGCGCAAGCAGUCUGCUCUGCAGUGACUAUGGGAACGUGACACCAGUCAUUACAGUUGUGGAUGAAGACACUGAUGAAAUUCCCUCGUCCUUGGCCAGUGAAGUGGUGGAGCUGAAAGAAGAACUGAGGAAGCAGAAACAAGCUUAUGAAUCUAGAAUUAAGAAGUUGGAAGAGUCAAGUGCAGCCCUUUGUGCACAGAUGGAGAGACUCGAGCAAGAGAUGGAACAGGAGAGAAAAAGAAAACGAAUGCUUGAGAUCAAACUUAGGAACUCUGAACGGGCUCGUGAGGAUGCAGAAAAUCGUAAUCGCCUCCUUGAGAAAGAAAUGGAAGAUUUCUUCUCCACACUUGGGGACCUGGCUCUUGGAAGCCGUACCAGUGACAUUUAACUAAAAAAAAUAAACACACCCAAAAUGAGUCAUAAGGACACGAUGGUACAUAGCCAUGCAAGCUGUUAAUUAUUAUGAAGGUCUCAGUGGUCAUCAGACAUCUCCAUAAAUUACAUGGAAAAGGUCUACACUUGGCUGUUAUUCCACAUGCCUAGCAACCCGGACCUAACAUACCUAUAAGGUUAAAAAACAGUUCUCCAAAAAUAACAAUUCUGUCAUCAUUUACUCACCCUCGUGUUCCAAUCUAGUAUGACUCCUUUCUUCCAUUGGACACAAAAUUAGAAUUAGAAGUUAUGCAGAAUGUUAGGAACUGACAGUCACUUUUCACUGGCAUUGUAUGGAAAAAAUGAAAUGAAAGUGAAUGAUUACGGAGGCUAACUUUCUGCCUAACAUCUACUUUUGCGUGCAAUGGAAGAAAGUCAUACAGGUUUGGAACAACAUGAGGCUGAGUAAAUGAUGACAACAUUUAAAUUUUUUAGUGAACCCAUCCUUUAAGGCCUGCCACUUUCACACUGAUAUUUGAAAAACUACCAAUUUAUUUCUUGAGGACAUUGAACAAAGCUAUCCCCACCAUCCCAGCAAUGUAGCAUUUCUUAUAAACCUUGUCCAUCUGUUGUUUUAAAGCAUUUUCUGGAUUCAGUAUGAUUUCAGUAAAUACAUUUGUUCCAAGUGGAAUUAUGUACUUUUUACCUGAUCAAGGCCCAUUUACAACCACAGCCUGGCUCCAUGAAGAACAAGUAGAGCAGAUCUGUUGGCUUUGGCACAUUAAAGGGAUAGUUCACCCAAAAAUGAAAAUUCUCUCAUCAUUUAAUCACCCUCAUGCCUUCUCAGUUUAUGACUUUCUUUCUUCCUCAGAAGACAAACAAAUAUUGAAGAAUAUCUCAGUUCUGUAGGUCCAUACAAUGCAAGUGAAUGGUGGCCAGAACUUUGAACAUUCAAAAAUCACAUAAAGGCAGCAUAAAGUAAUCCAUAAAACUCCAGUGGUUAAAUGAAUAUCUUCAGAAGUGAUAUAAUAGGUGUGAGUGACAACAGAUUCAUAUUUAAAUCCUUUUUUUCCCCUAUAAAUAUCCACCUUUGACCAGCUCGACCAGUAGGUGGCAAUAUGCACAAAGAAUGCAAAUUGCAAAAAAAUAAAUAAAUAAAAAAAUAAAAUAAAAUAAAAUAAAAAUAAAAAAUAAAAAAAAAGAAGAAGAAAAAUGUGAAAGUUGAGAUUUAUGGAUAUAAAGGACAUAAACAUUGAUCUGUUUCUCACCCACACCUAUCAUAUCGCUUCUGAAGAAAUCGUUUUAACCACUGGAGACAUAUGGAUUACUUUCAUGCUAACUUUUAUAGUUUUUGGAAAUUCAAAGUUUUGGCCACCAUUCAGUUGCAUUGGAUGGACCUACAGAGCUGAGAUAUUCUUCUAAAAAUCUUUGUUUGUUUGGGAUGGCAUGAGCGUGAGUAAAUGAAAGGACAAUUUUAACAAACAAUUUGGUCAAAUUAGCUUCAGAAAAUGUGACUAGCUGAAAGGGGAGUAGUUUGCAUCCCUGUAAAAGGACAGUGGGGCAGUGCCUUUUUUUGAGAUCUCAUUUUGGAAAAUGUAAUGUUGCUUAAGUCACUAAAAUAGCUCCAAAUCUUACCAUUGAAUACAUUUCCUUGCAUAUUGUGUGGUAUUUUGAGAUUGUCAAAGUGACAGUGCCACUUUGAUAUAUAUAUAUAUAUAUAUAUAAAAAGAAAAAAAAUGAAAUGUGACUUCUGUCAAUUGGUCUAAUUUUAUUUAUUUUACACUAUUCAAGUGUACAGAAAGUCUAAAAAUACUCUGUGGAUGUUUUUCCAAGCAAGUGCUCAAAUACUGUUGUAGAUUUUGUAGGCUCAGCUCAUUCUCUGAUCAACUAUUUUCUGAAUGCAUACUAGUAGUUCAUAUUGUGUAAUAGCAUGUUGGUGUUAGCCUAAUGGUUAACUUUCCAGGCUGCAAAUACAAAGGUUCCAGGUUCAUUCUUAAAAGGAAGAGACCCAGAAACUGGAAAUCACCAUUGUGCCCUCUUGCAAAUACUUUUUUGCUGCUCAACAAGUUUCAAUUAUCAGUCCAUUUGGAUAUUAGGUUUCUUUCUAGAACUGCUUUAAUAAAGAAUUUACUGCCCAUUUAGAAUGUGUGAAGUUGUUAUACACUAUCAUAAUGAUUAGACUAUUAUACUGCGGUCAUACGUAAUAACUAGUCUUAUGUGCUGUGCUGAAAUGUUACUAAGUGUCAUUGUGGUGCUAUGUAAUUAUACA
Messenger RNA from Myxocyprinus asiaticus (Chinese sucker), 4607 nucleotides. RefSeq names its product rho GTPase-activating protein 22-like. The record is from RefSeq and is a predicted model, not a curated record. Bases 222 to 2354 code for a protein of 710 amino acids. Gene Ontology annotation, biological process: signal transduction; activation of GTPase activity. The transcript has 10 exons. Gene Ontology annotation, cellular component: focal adhesion. Lineage: Eukaryota; Metazoa; Chordata; Actinopteri; Cypriniformes; Catostomidae. Gene Ontology annotation, molecular function: GTPase activator activity.